Molecule: messenger RNA, 3170 nt
Organism: Aphanomyces astaci
Lineage: Eukaryota; Oomycota; Saprolegniomycetes; Saprolegniales; Verrucalvaceae
Exons: 7
Coding region: 1-3099 (1032 amino acids)
Biological process (GO): proteolysis
Molecular function (GO): metal ion binding; metalloendopeptidase activity
Source: RefSeq, a predicted model, not a curated record
AUGCCCUCGACAAACAUUGACGCCACCAAGUCUCCCAAUGACACCAAGCAGUACCGCUUGCUUACGUUAGACAAUGACCUACAAGUGUUGCUUAUCCAGUUUCAGCCGGGAGAUGAUUCACCUGACGAUGACUAUUCGGCCGAUGGAAGUAGCGAUGACGAGAACGACAGCGAAGACGAGGAUGGAAGCGAAGAUGAUGAUGGCGACGAAAGUUGCAGUGACGACAGCGACAUGGAUGCAGGCUCCCGUGGACGGCCGUCGGACGUAUCGAUGGGAAGCCACCCGUCCAAGGGCAAAUCAUCCAGUCGUCGCGCCGGUGCCUGCUUGACCGUGGGUGUCGGAAGUUUCUCGGAGCCCCAAGAGUUGGGUGGGUUGGCGCACUACUUGGAGCACAUGCUGUUUAUGGGCAGUGAGAAGUACCCCGACGAAAACGAGUUCGAGUCAUUUUUGAGUGCCCAUGGCGGGUACAGCAACGGUGAAACGGACUGCGAGCGCACGAGCUACUUGUUUGAGGUCGGGCCGGACCAUCUGCAGCACGCGCUCGACAUGUUUGCGCAGUUCUUCAUCUCCCCGCUCAUGAAAGCCGACGCGAUGGACCGCGAGCUGUGCGCCAUCGAGUCUGAGUUUAACCAAGCGACCACAAGCGACCAGAUUCGCCUUCAGCAAGUCCUCGCCACGACGGCGGACGCCCACCACCCGUUCCACCACUUCAACUGGGGAAAUACAAAGUCGCUCCGAGACAUCCCAGCAGCCCGCGGCAUCGACGUCCGCGCCAGAGUCCGAUCGUUCUACGACUCGCACUACUCGGCCAACUUGAUGAAACUGGUGGUGUGUGGACAAGACAGCCUCGACGACAUGGAAUCAUGGGUGCGCACAUCGUACAGCCCCAUCCAGAACAAACAGGUGCCCCCCCCCUCGUUUGCAACGUUGUCACAGCCGUUCGGACGAGGCGUCGAUGCCUCUCCCAUGCAGUGCCAGAUCGUGCCGCUGAAAACCAUCCACACGGUGUCCCUCUUGUGGUGCUUGCCGCCACUAAGUGGGCACAAUCACUUGAAACCCCACGACUACGUUGCAUCGAUCGUGGGCCAUGAAAGCGAAGGCUCCAUCUUGUUCCUGCUCAAGAGCCUAGGGUGGGCGUUGUCGAUGUCGGCGGGGCUGACAGAAGACCACGGGUACGACUACGGCACGUUUGGCAGCGUGUUUACGAUCGAGAUCAAGCUCACGGCGGAAGGGCUGGCGCAUGUCCAUGACGUGGUGACGGUAGUGUUUCAGUUUCUCACGAUGAUGCGCGCGUCGCCGUUGCCGGCGUGGAUAUUCGACGAGGCCAAGGCGAUCACAGAGUUGAAUUUCCAAUUCCAAGAAGAACAAGACGCGAUUGAAAAGUGCGAAGAACUCGCGGCUAUCAUGCAGGAAAUGUUUCAAGUUUGUGCCCAAGACUUGUUGCGGUAUGACGUGCUCAAAGGCGACUUUGAAGCGGCGAUUGUACACUCGACCGUGUUGCAGCACUUGACUGUGGACAACCUCCGCUUGCACAUCGUGUCGAGCUCGUUUGCCGAUGCUUCCGCCGUCACAUGGAAGGAAGAAGAAUGGUUUGGAAUCAAGUACGUGAUAGAACCGAUUGCCCCAGAUGUGUUGUCACGGUGGUCGACGUGCGGCGUGCAUCCCAACUUGCAUUACCAAGCCCCCAACCCAUUCAUCCCCACCGAUCUAUCGCUCAUCCACGUCAGCGACUCGCAGCAAAACGCUCCGCGACGUCUCCCGACCGACGACGGACCGCCUGUUUGGUACCACCCUGGAGUUCCGUUCCGGACACCACGGGCCCAUGUGGUGUGCUCCGUGACCAACCCCACCGUCAUCCAGUCCGCCAAAGCCAUGAUGGCCAGCGGGUUGUACCUCCGCCUGGUCAAAGAUGCACUGAAUGCAUAUGCAUACCAGGCGCAGGUGGCGCAGCUGUCGUUCGACGUGCACGUCAAGGACGCCGGCUUUGAGUUGUUUGCGUGUGGAUUCAACGACAAGCUGCCGCAACUGGUUCGGGUCAUGGUGCAUACGCUGGUGGGGUUGGAGUUUGCCGACAGCCGGUUUGCCGUGCUCAAGGACGAACUCGUGCGUCAGUACCAGAACGCGCUGUUGAAAGUGCAAGCCAAAGCCAAGUUUACCAGACUCGACGUGCUAUUGGGCACGAGCUUCUCCCACCAAGCCCUCCUCGACGAAGCGGUGCAGUUCACUGCCCACGACAUGCGGCAGUUCGUCUCGACCGAACUUUGGCAACGCGGCGCCAGUGUUACGGGCAUGGUGCACGGCAACAUGACUGCCCACAAAGCCACGGAUUUAAUCCACCAAGUUGCGACGACCAUCGCGACGGUGGCGGCCCCGGCACAAAACCAGUGGAUCCCCCGCCUCGUGCGCGCGAUCGCGCCGUCCAGCAACACGAUUCUGUGGCAAAAAAGUGAUCACGACCAGGACGUCAACACGAUCGUCGAGUAUUACUUUCAAAUGACCAACCACACGAUUGAGACAAUGGCGUUGACGGACCUGCUCCAGCAAAUCAUGGAGGAACCGCUCUUUGACUCGCUGCGCACCAAGAAGCAGCUGGGCUACGAAGUGUCGUGCACGGCGCGGGAGACGCACGGCAUCCUCGGCUUUGGCCUCGCGGUGGUGUCGUCGUCGGCGUCGGCGGCCGCCAUCGCCGUCGAGAUGGACGCGUUCUUGGAAGAGUUCCGCCACACGCUGGCCAAUAUCACGGCUGACCAGUUCAGCCAACACGUGCAGUCCCAAGUUCAGCUCAAGCGCGAGCCAGACGUGACCAUGAUGGUCGCCACGGAACGCUUUUGGACAGAAAUUUCCAACCAGCGACUAGCGUUCGACCUGAACCGCGACGUUGCAAACUGGCUAGAGUCCAAUCGCUGCACGAAGGAAACCCUCGAGGCCUUUUACUCCGACUGGUUUGGACCGACGGCUCGGAAGCUCCAAGUGCAUGUGGUGGGCCAGCGCUCGUCCUCCCCCAACAUCCCCCCGACGAAUGGCGUGACGACCCCCCAUGCGAUCGCGCAAUUCAAAGCGUCUUUAGCGAUGCACCCUGAAUCCAAGACCAUUGCUUAAGGGAAUUACACAUCAAUCAUACUAUUAGUAUUAACAUUAAUACUAAUAGUAUUCCCUUGGCUAGUACUCUA